Syngnathoides biaculeatus (alligator pipefish) is the source of this 719-nucleotide messenger RNA. RefSeq names its product MAPK regulated corepressor interacting protein 2-like. The transcript has 5 exons. The record is from RefSeq and is a predicted model, not a curated record. Bases 225 to 650 code for a protein of 141 amino acids. Lineage: Eukaryota; Metazoa; Chordata; Actinopteri; Syngnathiformes; Syngnathidae.
GGGCGUGAGAGGCACGUGGGGCCGUGGUGCGUUUGCACCGCUCGUGCCCCUCGACGCUGACGAAUGUUCCACGCGUGACAUUGCGCGUCUCGGCAGGACACCUUUCUCUCUCUCCCCCCCCCCCACCCGCCACUCUAAAGUGGCGCCCGUGUUUUAUUUUGGGUUUGUCGCAUCACGUCCGGACAGCGAACCAAAGUGAAAGUGGGCGAGCGUGACUUUUUGACAUGAUGUACACGAUCACCAGAGGUCCAAGCAAACUGGUGACGCAACGGCGCACAGGGCCCACGCAGCCGCUCGACAACAAAAUAAACGACUUCAAGCACAAGCAGACGACCUGGAGUUUGCCCGACCUGCCAGCGCCCAAGAUUGUUUUCAACCGCCCCAACGGCAAAAAGUACCACCAGCCCUCUUCGGGCGUGCCCGCAGACCCCCAGCAGCGGGGGGAGUCGACGGCGGCCCACGAGGACAACGUCAAGUUUGUGUACGAGGCCUGGCAGGAGACGAUUCACCACGUGCGAGAGAACGUCCGCGGGACGGCGGUCCGCUACCAAGACGACACUCCUAACCAUCGCAUGGACGACUUUGUGCCCAUCGAUCUGGACGAGUGGUGGGCCCAGCGCUUCCUCGCCAACAUCGACAAACUGUCGUGACGUUUCUGGGGGGAAGUUUCCGGAUCUUGCGAAGUACAGGUCUGGGGACGGCGGCCCGAAAAGCGGGGA